This is a messenger RNA of Grus americana (Whooping crane), 1377 nucleotides long. RefSeq names its product GINS complex subunit 2 (gene GINS2). Gene Ontology annotation, biological process: DNA replication; double-strand break repair via break-induced replication. Bases 80 to 637 code for a protein of 185 amino acids. NCBI's taxonomy places the organism in Eukaryota, Metazoa, Chordata, Aves, Gruiformes, Gruidae. The record is from RefSeq and is a predicted model, not a curated record. The transcript is spliced from 5 exons. Gene Ontology annotation, cellular component: nucleus; GINS complex.
UGGGCCCGAGUCCGGUUCCGGUUCCGGUUGGGUGCCGGUGCCGGUUCGGGGCCGGCCGGAGCUUCCUGUGGCCGCCGCCAUGGAGCCGGCCGAGGCGGAGUUCCUGGCCGAGAAGGAGCUGGUGACGAUCGUGCCCAACUUCAGCCUCGACCGGAUCCACCUCAUCGGGGGAGAUCUGGGUCCUUUCAAUCCCGGCUUGCCAGUGGAAGUGCCUGUCUGGUUGGCCAUUAACCUGAAGCAGAGGCAGAAGUGUCGGCUGAUCCCUCCAGAAUGGAUGGAUGUCGAAAAACUGGGGGAAAUCCGGGACCAGGAACGUAAAGAGGACACCUUCACUCUGAUGCCCAGUCCCUAUUAUAUGGAACUCACAAAGCUGCUGUUAAACUACGCCUCAGACAACAUCCCAAAAGCCGAUGAGAUUCGAACGCUGGUGAAGGAUACCUGGGACACCCGGAUAGCCAAGCUGCGGCUGUCUGCGGACAGCUUCGUCAGGCAGCAGGAGGCUCACGCCAAGCUGGAUAACUUAACUUUGAUGGAGAUCAACACAGCCGGGACUUUCCUUACUCAAGCCUUAGAUCACAUGUACAAGCUCCGGACUAACCUUCAGCCUGGCGAGAGCGCCCACUCCCAGGAUUUCUGAGGUACUAGCCGGGCCAGCACUCAAACCUCCCAGGAGAGGGCAGUGGAAGGGAGCAGACUCUGCUCCUCGGCCUUCAUCUGACCAGCCUCUACCUCCCUGCCCAGAUCUGAAGCCGCCCAAGCCUCGGCUGCCUGCAACCCCUCCUGGGCUGGGCAGCAGGCACACGGGCAGGGGUUCUCCUUCCCAGAGGAGAGAGCAGGAUUCCCGUGGCCGGAUGGGAAUUGCUCCAGAGCUGCCAAUGGCACGGGAACAUCCCCGCACGAUCGCUCCUACGCGUUCCCUCUUUGCAGAGGUCGAGCUCUCUCUUGGGUUCGAGAGAUCUGCUUGGUGCAGGUGGUGGCUUGCCAGCGCUAGGCUGCUGUCUAAUGAUGUCAGGAGGAUCUCUGCGCCCUGGAGAGUGUGGGUGUACUUCAUAGAGGGAACUUCUGAGGGCAGCACAGGCCACACACUGGCUUGAAAGCGAUAAAUUUCUAGGCGGUGCUUCGCCAUGAAUUUUCUCAGAGCCUUGAAAAAGGGGGAAGAUGUGCCGGCGAUGAGAGGUGUCUGCUGCUCUGCUGGGGAGAUCAGCCGGGAAGCAGAUCCAUCUGCUCUUUGGAGAAGGACAAAAGAAAAUGGCUUUCCCUCUCCAAAGCCAGGCUGUCUCGUAAUAUCCUACGUCUGCCUUUUUUUUUUUCUUUUCUCUUUUUAAUCUGAAACUGUGUGUAUGAAAAAAAUAAAAUUAAUUGCAGCUGAGUCAACGG